Messenger RNA from Alternaria ventricosa, 2118 nucleotides. RefSeq lists its product as uncharacterized. Gene Ontology annotation, molecular function: calcium:proton antiporter activity. Lineage: Eukaryota; Fungi; Ascomycota; Dothideomycetes; Pleosporales; Pleosporaceae. Gene Ontology annotation, biological process: calcium ion transmembrane transport; intracellular calcium ion homeostasis. The transcript is spliced from 2 exons. Gene Ontology annotation, cellular component: membrane; endomembrane system. The coding region runs from base 1 to 2118 and encodes 705 amino acids. The record is from RefSeq and is a predicted model, not a curated record.
AUGGAAGAUCGCACGCCCGCCGCGGGUAAAGCGAAGCCGUCCCCCGACACGUCGCGCCGCAGCAGCACCUAUGGCACCGGCAGCGACACGCCCACCCAGAGCGCGACGCCCAGCGACUCGGCGCGCAGACGGCCGCAAGCUGCCAUGCAACCCUCUGGCUAUGGCUCCAUCACGUCCGGCAUCGAGCGACGCCAGCAGGCCGCAGCGACGGCGCACGAAAGCUCCACCAAGCCCAAGAAGCCGCCCAUGAGCCGGCGCGCUACGUCGUCGAAAUGGCCGCAGAAGGGGCAGGAGUUCAGUGUCGACGACGCCGAAGAGGAGGUGGAGCUGGACCAGGCCCAGCAGGACCAGCAGAAGAAGCAGCGACAGACACUGCGCCGCAAGCCUUCGACCGUCCGCCGCCGCACCGCCGCGCCCCCGCCCAACCUAGCCACCAUCGACUCGACCGAAGAUGACGAGGUCGAGCAGGAGAACGCCGGCCCUCCGACCGGCGCCGAUGCCGACGCGACGCCCUCGUCCAGCGAGGAGACUGUACAAGCAGAGGAAGAGGAGAGCGGAGGCGGCGAUGAAGACGACGACCUGAGCGACGCCGAGAGCUUCACCCUGCGCGACCGCCAGGAUGCCAUCAACGUCACACAUCCAUUCGGUAUCAGAAUCUGGAAGCCCGCGCUUUACAAGAAGGGUCGCUCGGUCCAGCGCAACGCUGAAGAAGACAUCCACUCGUCGCCAGGCCUCUUUGUCAGCCGAUGGCUGCUUCUCUUCAACCUCGUAUGGACCCUCGUAUUCGGAUGGUGGCUAGCUGCUGUUGCUACGGUGGGUGGUCUGCUGUGCGCGCUCCUGGGCUUUAACGAAAGCUGCAAGGAUUACUCCCAUUUGCUCUUCGCCCUAGCCGGCUACCUCUUCUACCCCUUCGGCAAAUACGUCAAGCUCAUGCAGGAUGAGGCCUACAUAGAAGAGGACGAGGGCGAGGGUCGCAGCAUCAGCGAGUACGAGCAGUGGCAGAGCGGCGAUAUCGAAGAAGGACGCCUUUUCUUUGGCCCAACCACCGGAACAAGCUCCUUGAUCGGCCGCCGACGCAACAGCGUAGAUUCCACAGGCGGAGAGACGACAAGCCUCCUCGGUAGAGAUGGACGUGCCAAUGUCAACCACACCGACACAGCCAACACUAAGAGAAGGCUUUUUGGCCGCGGCAAGUGGAAUCUUGGCCGCGUCGUCUUCUUCUUGUUCUUCUACGGCUUCCUCACACCCUCGCUGUUCCUCGUCUCAGCUCUGUGCUGGUUCCUCGUCUUCACCAUACCCAUGGGCAAGACUACCCUGCUGCUGUUCGACCAUCUGCGACGCCAUCCCCUGGCGCUCUCGUUCCACUCUGACAACGGCAACGUGCGCCGCCCCGGAGAGUCGUCCUCAAUCCUGCUCUGUACCUACCGCGCAGUCGGUAUCAAGUACUGGAAGUACACCAUUGACGGAACCAACAUCUUCCUGAUCAACCUCCUUGGCCUGGUCGCCUUCACAAUCUUCGACUACUUUGUCUUGGCUGAGGCUUUAGAGAUGAAGUUCUGGCUGACAGAUCAGUUCUUGUUGUUCUCGCUAGCACUGUUGUCAAUCAUUCCACUAGCAUACUUCAUCGGUCAGGCCGUGGCUUCCAUCUCAGCUCAAUCCUCAAUGGGUGUUGGUGCUACUAUCAACGCUUUCUUCUCCACUGUUGUCGAAGUCUUCCUGUACUGCGUGGCCCUCAAACAAGGCAAAGCUCAACUUGUCGAAGGUAGUAUCAUCGGCAGUAUCUUUGCAGGUAUUCUUUUCCUACCAGGAUUGUCUAUGUGCUUUGGCGCCCUCAAGCGUAAGACUCAACGUUUCAACGUGCGAUCCGCUGGUGUCACUUCAACCAUGCUGCUAUUCGCCGUUAUUGGCGCUUUCGGUCCGACAUUGUUCUACCAGAUCUAUGGAAGCGUGAGUAUAGCCCCAUUGCACGUCGAUCCUGUGCUAAUUAAAACCAGCAUGAACUCAACUGCCACCAAUGCGUGCACUCUAAUCACCACGUUCCCCUUGAGCGAGACUGCCGUAGAUGUUACUACUCACAAACACCAGCACUCAACGAUCGCUUCUACAACGAAGCUGUGA